This is a messenger RNA of Oldenlandia corymbosa var. corymbosa, 621 nucleotides long. NCBI's taxonomy places the organism in Eukaryota, Viridiplantae, Streptophyta, Magnoliopsida, Gentianales, Rubiaceae. The record is from the annotation of a GenBank genome assembly.
AUGCCGACGAAUGAUGAUAUUCAGGCGGGAGAGACUACUCCUCCGCCACCACGCAGUGGCCGAAGUAAUAACGGCGGCGCGUCGACUUCCUCCACCCGGGUCGGGUCAAGGGCUGACCCGUUCUUGGUGGUCUGCAGAUGCUUUAGUUUCCUCACGGCGAUAGCUGCUAUCCUCUGCAUUGCUGUCAACAUUCUUUCAGCUGUCCGAUCCUUCAAGGAUGGAUCCGAUGUUUUUGAUGGAAUAUUCCGGUGUUACGCUGUGGUGAUCGGCAUAUUCGUGGUGGUCGCUGAAAUGGAGUGGGGAUUCAUCUUCAAGUUCUGGAAGGUAUUAGAGUACUGGGCUGGCCGAGGGAUGCUGCAGAUAUUUGUUGCUGUGAUGACAAGAGCUUUCCCAGAAUAUUCUGGUGAAAGAGCAGAGCUCGUGCUUCUUCAGAACAUAGCAUGCUACCUUCUUCUUUCCUGUGGGGUAGUUUAUGUUGUAUCAGGUAUGCUUUGCAUUGGCUCUUUAAAACGUGCUCGCUUGAAGAAAGAAGUGUCCAGGGAUCAAGCUGUCAAAGAUUUACAGGAACUGGAGCGCCGUAGAGAAGAACUUGAAUCUCUGCUUCUUCAAGAAACAGUUUGA